AUGGAUCCAUCGUCAUCCUCGUCUACCGAGGGGACUGCUGCUGAGUUGGCCCCAAAGAAGCCUUUCCUCCGUCGCAUCUUCCCCUUCCUCCUGGUCGUCAAUUUCGCCGUCGGAGGUUUGUCAUUCCGAUUGUAUAUUCCGCCAUCUUCGUUCUUCUUUUUCCUUCUUUCGCAUAUUUGAAUUUUCCAGCGUUUUUGUCUUGUAAGUAUUGCAUCUCCUACUGCAGAAUCCAACCUAUUGUCCUCUUGCUCGCUGGCCCAUUAUGCUACAUUUUAGUUCUUCGGAAUGAAGAGUCCUUAGCCUACUUAACCACCUCUACAUCCUGUUCGCAAUGUGUGUGUCAAUCAAUGCAUGAAGCAUCUAAUAACCUGGAAACAAAGCACUGUGGGUUUUAAAUCUCCAUUCUAUAUGUUCUGUUGAAAAAUGUCUUUUUACUUUGACCCUUUCACGAUAGGAUUGAGGGAAAUCUUCUCAUUAUUUUAGAGAAACUUUGCUUCAGAAAGGUGUUUGAUCGGUUGCCACUGCAGCUUUCCUUUUUAUAUGUUUAUGACCCAUUGCUGUAACAGCAGGGACAAGUAUACCUUAAUUCCUAACUCAAGUAGUAUGAACAUGAUAUGCGAUUCUGCAUCUAUGCAUCCUGACCUCUGACUUGAAGAUACCUAGCCACCGCCAUUUGCAUAUCCACAGUCGUCAAAGGUUUGAUGGAAGCCAUUGCAUGAGACGAAGGAGUAUACCUCUUGGUAUUAACUACUGCAGCAUUUUUAGGUCUUAGUUGACAGAAGAAGUUGGUUUCACUUCGGAUUCAUAUUUGGUGCUGAUGUCUACUGUCUGAGGAUCACAAGAAGGUCAUCAGACUAUCAUAUGCCUUAGAAUAUUUUUUUGCAUCGAAAUUCAGAUGAAAAAACGGAGACCCUUUGGUUGUAUCUCAUGAAUUUUUAUAUGACGAAGUACAGGCGCUGGAAUAGAGAAAUGAGAAAUGAGAGAACUUCGUGCAAGAAAUAAUUGUGAUCUGGCUUGAUGAAUCUUUGGCGAAAUGAACCCUCUCACCCACUGAAAGCACCAGACCCCACAAGAGGUACAAGUUCUUGCGUAGAAUGAAAGAUUCUUGGGUUAUUUGCCAGAAGAAUGACUUCCUUGCUAUUGAACCGAAAAAUAAACCCUCAUACAGACCAUUGCUUGAAACCUUUCCACGGUCACAGUUUGAUAGGGUUUUGCAUUCACGUAAAUGCUCCAUCCCAGUGGAUUACAUUUGUGGUGUGGGAGAUCACUUUUGGUAGAGCUCAGCUCAGGGCAGGCCAGAUCUAUGUGGUUCAUGAUUCGUUGAUCAAUAUGGAAUUCUCGGUCUAAAUCUUUUUGCUUUGUGGAAGAACUCGUGGAGCAUUUCAUGGGAGAGGAGUAACUGAAGAUCUUCAGGAGAGUUUCAGGGAUUUGCUAGAUAUUUGCAGGGAUAUUAAGUCAGUGGUUGACUGGUCUAAAGGAGCAGACAUUGGAAAAAUAAUACUAUGCUCUGCAGCAGAUCGAAGCAAGGAUGAAUCUUAUGUUUUAGUUGUGUUUCCCUUUUUUCUAAUCCAGUAUCUUGCCUGAAGAUCUACUUUGAUGGGAAGAUAAUCUCCCUCUUUCUGCUACGUCACUCCAGAAAGGUUGUAGGAUUCUUUCCAAUACAGGAUUGAGUUCACUACUCUCUCCACAACUGUUAGGGAUAAUUUCAACGAGGAAUCAAAGAUAAACUCUUUUUUCCUUUUUUUUUCCUUUUUGUCUUUACCUUCUUUUUUUUUUCAUUUUUUUCUGGUGGAGCAGGCAAAAGCUUUGUUAAGGUUAUGAAUGAUCCAUGUAACAAAGGCUUGGCAAGAUGCAUAUGCAUUUUGGGAUUGAAGGAAACUAACUGGAUCAAUCUGUUCAAUCCAAAAUAAUUAGUCAGUUGAAAAGUCCCAUGUGAUAGCCUUGUUUUAGUAGCAGGGAAAGUAAGCUGUGAUUGUCUUCUUCUUUUCCAUAUCACCUCUGAUUGUACAGUCUAUCUUGUCAUUGCUGAGAGCUCCUCAGUGGAGCUAUAUCAGGAAAUUCUUCCUCCCUUCUAUCUUGAGGAAGAUGUACAGACUGGAUUCCCUCUCGUCCUUCGUGAUAUCUGAUAUCUGCAGUCUACAGGCCAUUGUAGCGGAGUACCAUGUGUCCAGUAUGUAUAAAUUAUACAUUCAGGCCUAUGUCUGCAUUCUGUGUAGUCAAAGGAUCAUUUAGAGGCGUUGAUCUUUAAUCACUGUUGAGUUGGAUACCUCUUGUUGUUAUCUAAAUAUCUGCAGUGCUGCAGCAUAUGUGCUAUUGAGGACCACAGAGAAGAAAUCAGCUGAAAAGGAGGAAGAGGAUCCUGUCAAAAAGGGUGUUUCCUCGAAUCAAGCCGAGACCUCAAAACCCGAAGCUCCCCAACAGCUGCCCCUCCCACGCCCAGAAGCACCCAAAGUGGCUCUUCCACCCGUCCCAGAAAGUCGACAACGUGAACUCUUCAAAUGGAUACUAGAGGAGAAGAGGAAGGUCAAGCCUGGAAGUCCCGCUGAGAAGAAAAAGCUCAAUGAAGAGAAGGCCCUUCUUAAGAAAUAUAUCCGGGCAGAAUCAAUUCCAAACCUUUGA
This is a messenger RNA of Spirodela intermedia, 2619 nucleotides long. The record is from the annotation of a GenBank genome assembly. NCBI's taxonomy places the organism in Eukaryota, Viridiplantae, Streptophyta, Magnoliopsida, Alismatales, Araceae.